AAGUCUCCGUACCACUCAGAAGCUGCUGCGGCUGUCUCCAUAGCUAGUCUAGCAGACUUGGAGAGCUCUGCGCAGCUCAGUAGAACUGCCCGAGGUUGAGCUGGUUUGGUCGAGUUUUAUUUUUUUUUCGGGUAUCGUGAGUACUCAAGCCACGAUUAGUGGUUGAGGCUAAGUCGCGGUUCGGUUCGGUUAGUCAGUCAGUCUUCAGUUGAUCCACCAUGCAGCGAGUCGUGCCCGUUGUCGUUCUUGCGCUGGCCGUCGUGGCCACCAAUGUCGCAGUCUUGAGUGCUGACACCACCCGGGUCAAAGUGACGCUGUUCUACGAGCACCUCUGCCCGGACAGCAUUCGCUGGGUCAGCAAUCAGCUGGCGCCGAACUACGACGCGCUGCGAAACGUGAUGGACAUCGAGUUCAUUCCGUUCGGAAAAUCCAGGAGCAUCAACGGUGGCGAAUCCUUCGAGUGCCAGCACGGGCCGCUCGAGUGCGAAGGCAACAUGGCCCAGUCCUGCAUUCUGAACUUCCUGCCCGACCAGGACCGCCAGGUGUCAUACGUGUCCUGCCAGAUGGACUUCAACGCCGAUCCUCGUGGCUGGGAGUGCGCCUUCCGUUCCGGCGUCAACCUGGUGAAUGCCCAACAAUGCGCCGAAGGACCGCAGGGUGUCCAGCUGCAGCUGGAAGCUGAACGCCGAACCCGGCAGAUUCCGCUGACCUUCGUGCCAACCAUCGUGUUCAACGAUCAAUUUGACCAAUCCUUGACGGAUCGUGCCUUCACCGACUUCUUCGGAGUCAUGUGCGAGCUUACCAACAACGGAGCCGUGGGUUGUUAAGGUGCAGAUCACAGCGAAUGGUGCCAAACUAACAAGGCU
Molecule: messenger RNA, 866 nt
Organism: Culex quinquefasciatus (southern house mosquito)
Lineage: Eukaryota; Metazoa; Arthropoda; Insecta; Diptera; Culicidae
Product: GILT-like protein 1
Exons: 5
Coding region: 219-827 (202 amino acids)
Molecular function (GO): oxidoreductase activity, acting on a sulfur group of donors, disulfide as acceptor
Source: RefSeq, a predicted model, not a curated record